Pelmatolapia mariae (spotted tilapia) is the source of this 1707-nucleotide messenger RNA. Its product is annotated as protein FAM177A1-like. The record is from RefSeq and is a predicted model, not a curated record. NCBI's taxonomy places the organism in Eukaryota, Metazoa, Chordata, Actinopteri, Cichliformes, Cichlidae. Bases 74 to 739 code for a protein of 221 amino acids. The transcript has 5 exons.
UUCCGGGCCGGGCCGUACGGAGGGGCGACGUUGCUGUGGGCGCAGCAUCCCGAGAUACAAAGAAGACGCAACAAUGGCCGAUAUAUCCCUCUAUCUCACCAACGUUAAUGUGUCGAUAGGACGGAACAUGGACGUGCGGCCGAAUCAGAGUCCAAACCCUCCCAGCGACUUUGAGAGUGUGGAGCUGGAGGAGCUGGAUAAAGGAGUGCAGCAGAAGGAGAAGGCACCCCGGCGGAUCAUCCAUUUUUCCAGCGGUGAGACGAUGGAGGAGUACAGCACCGACGAGGAGGAGGAUGGAGAGGAGAAGGAGCAGGAGAGGAAGGACCUGCUGUCCUCCCCGGUCGAUGCGGUGAGGUCAAAGAUGACCUGGGGGCCUUACUUCUGGUUCCAUAUGUGGAGAGCGGCUACGUCCACCAUCUCAGCUUGCGAUUACCUCGGGGAGAGGAUGGCCUCCCUGUUUGGGAUAACAUCAGCCAAAUAUCAGUACGCCAUUGAUGAAUACUACAGGAUAAAGAAAGAGAGGGAGGAAGAGAAAGAGGAAAACCGUCUGUCAGAAGAAGCUGAGAGAUCCUUUGAACAGCUACGAUCCCGGGAAGAGGUGGACGAGCCGAUCACUGUGCCAGACCGCGUGGAGGAGGAGGCGGCGACCGCUCGCCCUGAUGUCACCUAUCAGGUGGAGAAUGAAAAUCAGGCAGCUCCGAGCACCAUCCGAGUCCCUGCCAUCGUGACAGCAACCUAACCAUCCCUGGAAGAAGGAGAAUCUCCUCCCGGUGUCUGUUUUUUAAAGCAGGAACACUGUUUUGGUUUGUGUACAGCACAGCUUUAGAUGGGCGGCACUGCUGCUUUGUGGUCGAAUGGCGGUGACAGCAGAGGUGCAACAGUGCAGGAAUUAACUCCUGGAUAACAUGUAGCUUAUUUUGAUCUUUGAAUAAAUUCAAAUUAACAAGAGGUGUAUUGUUAAAAAGAGCGAGAGAGAAAUAUAGCUUGGGAAGAUGUUACGUGCCAACUGCUAACACAGUUUUCUUUCCAUCAUUUGCCUUUUUAGAGCAGGUUUCCACUUUGAUAAGUUAAUCCAGUGUACAGUGAAGCUUAAACGUUGCUCCCUUGUGCCUCCACCGGUACUGUGCCUAAAUCACUGAUACAGCCAAGUCAGCGCCACGUGUUGUCAUUGCAGACAUAAAACAGCCUUGAAUUUAGUGAGCGCACUCUACACUGGAUAACGUGUUACACGUAGGUUUUAUAGUUUUUGUUGUUCUUGGAGCACCAGGCUGCACCAAACAGCUGGCCUUCCUAACACCCCUCACACGCUGAUUGGUUCUCUGUUUUUGUGUUGAUGUGUAUUAAGCCUGCGUUACGUUUAAUGUCUGUGGAAGCACUGAGCAGAUUUAGUCCUGGUUAUCAGAACAACUACGGAUCACAGGACUGACAUCUAAUUUAAAAAACCAGUGGAAACAGGUUUAGCUGAUCUGUGUGGCUCUUCUGCAUCAUCUACUGUAAAUGUGAACACAGUAGAUGUGGCGCGUAAGCCUUUGGUAAUGGCAGGGAGCAUUGUGACACUAAGUCUGCAAAAUGACUUAUUUCUAACUGUUUUUAUUACCAUUUUUAUAUUUAUGUAUUUAUUUUACUGAACUGACUGAGCACUUAAUUUUGGGAUUUUUCUAUUGUUUUACAUGAUAAACUGUUAAUAAAUUUAUUGUCUGACUUUUA